AUGGAAUCUGCCGAUGUCGCUGAUGAGGGUAUUCACGAACCAGAUGACAGCUUUGAGUUGGAACUGCCUAUACCUUUUGCUGCAGUGACGCAGUCGAUUAAACCAUCAGAGAGUAAUUUGAAGCAAAAUCAUAGUUCAACGGACGAGGACAUAGACAGAGAAUUUGAGGAAAGAUCAAAAAAAUCUCGAAGAAAUCAAUGA
Messenger RNA from Rodentolepis nana, 201 nucleotides. NCBI's taxonomy places the organism in Eukaryota, Metazoa, Platyhelminthes, Cestoda, Cyclophyllidea, Hymenolepididae. The record is from the annotation of a GenBank genome assembly.